UUACUCCAUUGCCACAUUGUUCUGUUUGUUUUUGUGUUUUCCUAAUCAUGUCAUAAUACCUUUGCUCAGCCUCAGUCCCAGCCUGAGAUGUAUCUCUGCCCGCAUACCCACACAACAUCCCACUGACCUUCGCCUCUUUCUGCCCUAUUCAGUAAUUUGAUAUGGAUCUUCAUCGAAGAGGCCUAACCUCGAGAAAACUGUCACACCUAUACAAAGAGUACAAAAAUAUUAUUAUAAAUAUUUGGUUCCCUAUCCGGGAACUACCUCGCCAGCUGCCAUUGGACUGCUGUGUCACGUGGUUAAAGUAACUUUACAGGGUCGCUUGCUAGUAGGAGGGCUUUAUGGACCAGAAAAACGACAAAGGUAGAAAAAUAAUUUUUCACUCCAGAAAUUAAUGAUCAUGAGCUCGUAUUUGAUGGACUCUAACUACAUCGAUCCGAAAUUUCCUCCUUGUGAGGAAUAUUCACAAAAUAGCUACAUCCCAGAACACAGCCCUGAAUACUACAGCCGCAUGAGAGACACUGUCUACCAGCAUCACCACCAGGAGUUGUAUCCUCCACGAGUGACCUACCAGGAGCGCCCGUAUAACUGUGUAAGCAUCCCCGAGCCCGAGCCCCAGACUGACCAUGGGCUUACACACUCGGGGAAUCUUCUCGCGGGGAAGGCACAGACAGCUCCACGUGAGCCCUUGCCACCGUUACCCACAUCCCCUACGACCCCACCGACUGCGCCGCCUACCUGCAUCCAAGCCACCCCGGAGCAUCCCAUCAGCUCUACCUCGUCUAAGCAGCCUGUAGUGUACCCAUGGAUGAAGAAAAUCCACGUCAGUACCGCGAAUCCCAAUUACAAUGGAGCAGACACAAAGCGGUCCAGAACAGCUUACACUCGCCAGCAGGUCUUAGAACUGGAGAAGGAGUUUCACUAUAACCGCUACCUAACUCGGCGAAGACGCAUCGAGAUUGCCCACACUCUGGUUCUCUCCGAGCGCCAGAUCAAAAUUUGGUUUCAGAACCGAAGGAUGAAGUGGAAAAAAGACCAUAGGCUACCCAACACGAAAGUGAGAUCCUCCUCCAACACUAGCGUUAUCUCCGGGUCCAACACAGCGUCAACAACAGCCAGCACUCUCCAGCGUGCGGUGGUCGCCAACACUGUGCCAGCUUCGGAGGAACUCUCUCGAGUGUCCGUAGUCGAAAGAAACCAGGAUAUUACAAGGUUAUAGGCAAACAAUAAUAUCUAACAAAUAGGAAGAAAAAACAACGGAUUAUUUAUAAAAAUACAUAUUAUUUUUUAUAUAUUUGUUCCUCGUAGUGUUCUUGUGCGUAAACGGGGUUUUCCUCUCAGUCCACAGUUAUUCACGAUUGCAUGUUACAUAGCAUGGAUUAGUGUAGAUAUCAAUGCAUUAUUACGGUUAACAGGGUUCAUUUAUUUAUGAUAGAAAUUGUUACAUUUUUUUGUAAAACAUUUUUGACAACAAUAAUAGACAUUAUCAAUUAAUUUGAAUGUCAAUAGAUCUACAUGCACAAUCGUUUUAUUUAUUAUCUGAAAAAGAAUGGUAGGGUAAUUUAUUUAUUUUUUAAUCUCAGAAGUGACAGUAACAAUAGCAAGUAUACGUACCAUUAAAACAAUAUAUUGCAAUAGCCUACAUGUGAAUCAGUGAAAUGUUGUGAAUUAUUUUUCAGCACAACCUCUUAUCAGGAAAAGUACAUCUUAGGUAAUGAGUGUAGUGUGUUUUGUGAUGACUUUUCUGUGAUUUAGCUUUAUUUGAAUUGAUCAGAUGCAACAAAAUACGUAUAGUGUAAUUUGUGAUAGUCGCAGUGGUCAAUAAAACAGU
Messenger RNA from Oncorhynchus mykiss (rainbow trout), 1831 nucleotides. Its product is annotated as homeobox protein Hox-C4a. The record is from RefSeq and is a predicted model, not a curated record. NCBI's taxonomy places the organism in Eukaryota, Metazoa, Chordata, Actinopteri, Salmoniformes, Salmonidae. Gene Ontology annotation, molecular function: RNA polymerase II cis-regulatory region sequence-specific DNA binding; DNA-binding transcription factor activity, RNA polymerase II-specific. Gene Ontology annotation, biological process: anterior/posterior pattern specification; embryonic skeletal system morphogenesis; positive regulation of transcription by RNA polymerase II. Gene Ontology annotation, cellular component: nucleus; nucleoplasm.